Messenger RNA from Polyodon spathula (Mississippi paddlefish), 2440 nucleotides. RefSeq names its product cell cycle control protein 50A-like. The record is from RefSeq and is a predicted model, not a curated record. The transcript is spliced from 7 exons. Gene Ontology annotation, biological process: phospholipid translocation. Bases 204 to 1313 code for a protein of 369 amino acids. NCBI's taxonomy places the organism in Eukaryota, Metazoa, Chordata, Actinopteri, Acipenseriformes, Polyodontidae. Gene Ontology annotation, cellular component: Golgi apparatus; plasma membrane; endoplasmic reticulum.
CGUCACGAGGACGUCAGCACGCACAGGGAAGUGGCUGCUGCCUGCUUUGGUUUCAGGGAAGCAGCGUUUGUUUUUCUUGAUAUUAAGACCGUGUCACUCAAGCAGGAAUUGAUUUAUUUCUGUGUUGUGUGUUUUCAAGUUCAUCAGAAUCCUGCGGGGCUGUGUUUUUAUAUAUUAAUUAUAAACAAACUGCAAGCAACACGAUGGCGUCGAGUUACAACGCUAAAGAAGAAGACGGACAGCUCUCUGGUGCCGCGGGGUCGGGCGGCGUAGGGGCUGCGAAGAGCAAGAAGCCGGAUAACACAGCCUUCAAGCAGCAGAGACUGCCGGCCUGGCAGCCCAUUCUCACCGCAGGCACCGUGCUGCCUGCCUUCUUUGUGAUCGGGCUGAUAUUCAUUCCUAUCGGAAUCGGCCUCUUGGUAACUUCCAAUAACAUCAAGGAAUUUGAGAUUGAUUACACUGGUAGUGACCCAGCCAGCGAGUGCUACAACUGCUCUCAGACAUUGACCUGGAACAGCACGAAGCCGUGUAUAUGUAAAGUCCCAUUCACACUGGAGCAGUCAUUUGAGAGCGAUGUUUUCAUGUAUUAUGGGCUGUCCAAUUUCUACCAGAACCACCGUCGUUACGUGAAAUCUAGAGAUGACAGCCAGCUGAAUGGAGAUAAAUCCUCCUUAACUAACCCAAGCAAGGAAUGUGAGCCAUACCGCACCAGUGAUAGCAAACCCAUAGCCCCCUGUGGAGCCAUUGCUAACAGCCUGUUCAACGACACUUUGACAUUGUACUACAUUAACCCCAAUGGCACUGAAAGUGUAGUUCCUUUGAUAAAGAAAGGAAUUGCCUGGUGGACAGACAAGAAUGUGAAAUUUAGAAACCCAGGUGGAAGUAACUCUAACCUAACUGCUGUUUUCCAAGGUACCUCCAAACCUGUGAACUGGCGAAAGCCUGUGUACGAGCUGGAUACAGACCCUGAGAACAACGGGUUUAUCAACGAGGACUUCAUUGUGUGGAUGCGCACUGCUGCCCUGCCCACCUUCCGCAAACUCUACCGCCUGAUUGAGAAGAAAAACAACAUGAUUCCAACCCUGCAGCGUGGAAACUACACCCUGGAGAUCACCUACAAUUACCCUGUGCGUAGAUUUGAUGGGCGGAAGCGAAUGAUCCUGAGCACUAUCUCUUGGAUGGGUGGUAAGAAUCCGUUUCUGGGCAUUGCCUACAUCACUGUCGGCUCCGUCUGCUUCUUCCUGGGCGUCGUCCUGCUGAUUGUCCACCACAAAUAUGGAAACCGUAACAACAGUGCAGAAAUACCCAACUAGUGGUGGAGUGUUGCCACUAAAAAACCUGCUCUGCAUGCGCAUAACCAGAGGGGCCCAGUUUGGACCACUAGCUAAUAAAGCUUAGAAUCGCCGGUUGUUGUACAUGUUGUUUAUCCUUUAAAUGCAGUGGUUUAUUUUAUUCCUAGGGAUGGAGCAGUUGUAACUAAAAGGCAUGUUUCAGGUUGCAGUGUGUGCAAUGUAGUGUAACCCUCUAAAAGUCACUACUUUAAAGCCUUAGUCUAUUUAUUCACAAGGCUUUAAUUGAUAUGAUACCAAAUCCUUUCUUGAUUGACUCGAUAGUCUAGGAUAGUUCAUGAAUAUCAAACUGUUUAAAAAUAGUUUGUAUUAAGUUGAAGCUUUGUGAUCAACACCCAAAAUUUGGAUGUUAAGGCAUUUUCAAAAAGCAUGAUUAAUCUCUAGUUUAACAAACGAAAAAUAGCUGUAUAUUAGAUCAUAUAUAUUUGCUGGAUUGUAUUUGACAGUCAAACAAAACCUGUGUUACAAAUUAUGUGAAUAUAGAUGUUAAUAUUUAAUUCCCUGAAGACAAUGAUGUACUUGUUGAAGUGCUUUCAAGCUGAUCUAGCAUGUUUCCUGCUGAAUGAAUGUACAGUCUGUGUUUUUAAUUUAAAUUAAUUUACUUCCCAUGCUUUUUCCAGUACACUGCACUGGUUAGAAUCUGACCUUUUAAUAAUUUUAGAUAAUCUGAUACAUCUGUAUUUUAUUCAGUUUUAUUAUACCCUGCUUCAGCUAAUAAAUGCAGUGUGUUGCGUAGACUAUAGCAUGCCUCGAACAAUUGCGACAUUUUUUUCAGGUUACAUAAGUUUACUUGGCUUAGGCACAAACAUGAGGAUUGCUGGGACCAAUAUCAAAUACCACUGAAACCGCUUUUGAUUUUAGGCUCGUUUAAUUUAAGUAUUUUUGUUGAAGGUUUUCAAAACGACAUCACCAAGCAUACCCACAACCUUACUUCACCAGUUAACUGGCACUUAACAUGCAAUUGAAAUAUCAUUGUUAUUUAUUUACUUUGCUCUGAAUAACUGUCGGUUUACUGUAUUAUUAAAAGCAGUUGAUCCUGCAGAGAUUACUUUUAAGUUAUGUGGUUUAAUAAAAGGUGGAAAAAUACAAAA